GUGUCUGUGUCAGAAGAGAUCAAUUAACUCCUCCAAAAUCUAAUUGUAUGGAUCGAUCAAUCAACAUGGUUGAUCAGGAACAAGAUGGGAUGCUCCCAAUUGCAAACGUGGGUCGAAUCAUGAAGCAAAUUCUUCCCCCAAGAGCCAAAAUUUCCAAGGAGGCGAAACAAACAAUGCAAGAAUGUGCAACUGAGUUCCUAAGUUUUGUGACUGGCGAGGCUUCUGACAAGUGUCACAAGGAGAAUCGCAAGACCGUCAAUGGAGACGACAUCUGUUGGGCUCUGAGUGCUCUAGGGUUUGAUAACUAUGCCCAGGCUGCCAUGAGGUACUUGCAUAAAUAUAGGGAAGCUGAAAGAGACAAAGCUGCUGCUAACAACAACCAAAACACAGCAAAUAUUGCCAGUCAUGGAGGCCUGCAAGUAAGGGAGCAAACUCAGACUUCAAAUCUGGAGUUUCGGGUGCUUGAGAAAGGUGACAACUCCCUUAUUACCAAGCCAUGAUCUUGAUCAAGAAUGCAUUAACGAUGGGAUCUGGAACCAAAUAAAUUUUCAUCUGAAACUUAAAAGUUUUCAGAUGAUCUUUUAGGUCAGAUUUUUCAUCAUACCUCUCUCUAUGUUUGACAGUUUGAGUUUGGCCGGCAUUCGAUAUGCCUGCACUUCUGCUGUCAGUGGACUAUCAGGUUAGGUAUCUACUGACUUAAUUUACUUGCUAUUCUGAGGUAAAUUAAGUUAACGUCAUGUAACUUUCUACUCAA
Molecule: messenger RNA, 754 nt
Organism: Pyrus x bretschneideri (Chinese white pear)
Lineage: Eukaryota; Viridiplantae; Streptophyta; Magnoliopsida; Rosales; Rosaceae
Product: nuclear transcription factor Y subunit B-4
Exons: 1
Coding region: 48-500 (150 amino acids)
Biological process (GO): regulation of transcription by RNA polymerase II
Cellular component (GO): CCAAT-binding factor complex
Molecular function (GO): RNA polymerase II cis-regulatory region sequence-specific DNA binding; DNA-binding transcription activator activity, RNA polymerase II-specific; protein heterodimerization activity
Source: RefSeq, a predicted model, not a curated record